Molecule: messenger RNA, 3960 nt
Organism: Xiphophorus hellerii (green swordtail)
Lineage: Eukaryota; Metazoa; Chordata; Actinopteri; Cyprinodontiformes; Poeciliidae
Product: NLR family CARD domain-containing protein 3-like
Exons: 11
Coding region: 420-3905 (1161 amino acids)
Source: RefSeq, a predicted model, not a curated record
GUGAAUGUAACUCUGGUUCUGAUCCAUUUGGAUCACAUGUAUGGCUUGUAACACCUGAUCAUUUUCAGCAUUAAAUCCUGUUUUUCUAUAACCAAAUCUCUUUAUUUCUCAAGGUGAUUUACAAUGAGGGGUUCUGGUCGGGUCCUGAAACUGGUAAACGGACCUGGUGGAGCACAGAGACAGAAAUGAUUGAACUCUAACAAAACUAUGAGGAAACUGAAACUCCACGCCUUUCCUCAGAACUGAUCUGGAUCAGAACCGGUUCAGCAGCAUCUGGAUCAGCCAAUCAGCAGUGGAGUUUCCUCCUGUGUGUCUCUGCUGGUUCCAGUAGAAACAGCGAACUGGUGUCAGAGGUGAUCCGCUGCUGGGAUCUGAUGGAAGCCUCUCUGUGGUUCUGAGAGGAAGAUGAUGAUGAUGAGAUGAUGAUGAUGAUGAUGAUGAUGAUCCUCCUGCUCGUUUCCCAGCAUGCUCUGGGUGGAGUGGUGGAGGUUAAUGAGGGGGCGGAGUCUGUCCUGCUGCCCUGUGUUUACUCUGGUCAAACACCUGGAGAUCCGUUCCUCAUCUGGACUCGCAGUGAUCUCAGUCCUAACUCCGUCCACCUACGGAGAGAAAACGGUGACGAUCUUAAAAACCAGAACCAGCGUUUCAGAAACCGGACCUCCAUGAAUCCUGACGCUCUGGAUACUGGAAACUUCAGCCUGACUCUGAGGAAACCUCAGCAGUCUGAUGGAGGAAACUACACCUGCAGCAUCUCUGAUGGAAGACGAGAACGGAAACUGAAACAGAUUCAUCUGAAGGUCAAAGUUGAUCAGCAGGAGGUCGAGGUCACUGAAGGGUCAGAUUCUGUCAUCCUGCCCUGCAGAACAUCAUCCCACCUUCCUGAGGACACAUCAGUGGAGUGGACCCUGUCAGAACCAGAAUUUAUGAUGGUUCACAGCAGCAACCAAAGAAACCAGGACAGAUUUUACCGCGACCGAACAGAGAUGAACAAAGACUUCCUGAGGACCGGAGACGUCAGCCUGACCCUGAGGAAUCCCACACACAGAGACGAUGGACGCUACGUCUGCACCGUCUACAGAGACCAGGACGUCCUGAGACACACUGUGGUUCUGAAAUAUGUAAAGAAAGAACCCUUUCCAUCCUGGGCCACAGCUCUGCUGGUUCUGGUUCUCAUCGUCUCUGCAGGCGUUUUAUAUCAUUUUAAAGAUUAUUUCCUGCCAGCUACACAAGUGAAGGUGGAUCCAUGGGCUAAAUCUGUCCUGCUGCUCUGCAAAACCAGCGUCUACCUGCCUGGAGGCGCUAGAGUGGAGUGGAGGGAUGGAGAGAACAAGACGGUUUGUGUGUAUCCGAAUGGUUCUGAUGAUCUUGAAGAACAGAACCUGACCAGCAGAACCAGGAUGAAUGACAACCCACUGAAGACUAAAGACCUCAGUCUGACUCUGGAACGUCCCUCAGUGGCAGACAGCGGGAUCUACACCUGCAGAGUCAGGAAAGGAGUCAUCCUGAUGAUGAAACGGGUUCAUCUCCAGGUCAAAGAUAUUGUUGGUCAGUAUCAGCCUGACCUUAAAGAGUUUCUGAAGAUGAAGUUCCAGAGUCUCUCUGAAGGCGUCGCUGAACCUGGAAAUCAAACCGAUCUGAACCAGAUCUACACAGAGCUCCACAUCACAGAGGGGUUAACUAGAAAGGUCAUCCAGGAACAUGAGGUCAGACAGAUUGAAACAGCAUCCAGGAAACAAGAAACAAUCAGAAGAGAAAACAUCUUUAAAGUCCCACCUGGAAGUGAUCAACCAAUCAGAACAGUGAUGACCAUGGGAGUGGCUGGCAUUGGGAAAACACUGUUAACACAGAAGUUCACUCUGGACUGGGCUGAAGGCAAAACCAACCAGAACAUUGAUUUCAUAUUUCUAUUCACUUUCAGAGAGCUGAAUAUGUUGAAAGAAGAAAAGUUCAGUUUAUUAGGACUGAUUCAUAAAUUAUUUUCUAAAACCAAAGAAAUCAGCAGCUUUGAAACGUUCCAGGUUCUGUUCAUCUUUGAUGGUCUGGAUGAAAGUCGAUUUACUCUGGAUUUCAAGAACAAUCCGAUCCUGACUGAUGUUACAGAGUCCAGCUCAGUGGAUGUUCUGGUGACAAACCUCAUCAGGAGGAAACUGCUUCCCUCUGCUCUCCUCUGGAUAACCACACGACCUGCAGCAGCCAAUCAGAUCCCUGCUGAGUGUGUUGACAUGGUAACAGAUGUCAGAGGGUUCACUGACCCCCAGAAGGAGGAAUACUUCAGGAAGAGAUUCAGAGAUGAUGAAGAGAAGGCCAGCAGGAUCAUCUCCCACAUCCAGAAAUCAAAAAGUCUCCACAUCAUGUGUCACAUCCCAGUUUUCUGCUGGAUCACUGCUAAAGUUCUGGAGGAUGUGAUGAAGACCAGAGAGGGAGAAAAACUGCCAAAGACUCUGACUGAGAUGUACAUAGCAUUCCUGGAGGUUAACUUCGCAAUCAAGAAGGAAAAGUAUGAUGGAGGAAAAAAGACAAGAUCAAUCUGGAGUCCAGAGAACAAGAAGCUGAUUGAGUCUCUAGGAAAACUGGCUUUUGAGCAGCUGCUGGAGGGAAACCUGAUCUUCUAUGACAAAGAGCUCAAAAAGUGCGGCAUCAACAUCAAAGAUGCUGCGUUGUUCUCAGGAGUGUUCACUGAAAUGUUUAAAAGAGAGAGAGGGACGUGCGACAUCUCUGUCUACUCCUUUGUUCAUCUGAGCAUCCAGGAGUUUCUGGCUGCAGUCUACAUGCUCCACUGUUUCACCAGCAGGAAGUCAGAGGUGAUCAAGACGUUUCUGGGAGAAAAAUACAGAGAAACAUCUCUAGAUGAGUUCAUGAAGAAAGUCAUGGAGAAAUCCCUCAGCAGUGAAAAUGGCCACCUGGACCUGUUUGUCCGCUUCCUUCAUGGUCUCACUGUGGAGUCCAACCAGAGACUCUUAGAAGAUCUGCUGGGUCAGACAGAGAACAGUCCAGAAACCAUCCAGAGAAUCAUCACCAACCUGAAGGAGAUGAACACUAAAUAUAUCUCUCCUGACAGAAGCAUCAACAUCUUCUACUGUCUGGUGGAGAUGAACGACGUCUCAUUUUAUCAGGAGAUCCAACGGCUGCUGGAUUCAGGGAAGAAGCUCUCAGAGACUGACUGUUCAGCUCUGGCCUUCAUGCUGCAGAUGUCAGAGGUUCUGGAUGAGUUGGACCUGGAGAAGUACAACACAUCAGAUGAUGGACGACGGAGACUGGUUCCAGCUGUGAGGAACUGCAGAAAGGCUCGACUUGGUGGCUGUUCGCUCCAAAAGGCUGAUUGUGAAGUUUUGGCCUCGGCUCUGAAGUCCAACCCAGAUCUGACUGAACUGGAAAUAAAUCUGAUCUUUAUAAAUAAAGGUAGAGACUCUGAUCUGAAGCCUCUGGUUGAGAUCCUGGAGAGUUCAGUCAGUAAAGUGAAGAUUCUGAGAUUGAGGGGCUGCAGUUUGUCAGAGACCAGCUGGACUUCUCUGUUCUCAGCUCUGAAGUCCAAACCGACCCAUCUGACAAAACUGGACCUGAUCGGAACCAACCUGGAAGGUUCUGGAGUGAAGGAGCUCUGUGGUUUUCUACAGACUGAAGGCUGCAGACUGGAGACAUUGAUAUUGUAUGACUGCAGUUUGUCAAAGAUCAGCUGUGAUUAUUUGGCCUCAACUCUGAAGUCCAACCCGACCCGUCUGACAGAACUGGACCUGAGAUACAACAACCUGAUGGAUUCAGAUGUUGAGCAGCUGAAGGAUCUUGUAGAUGAUGUAACGUGCGAUGAUAAUGGUGAUUUUGAGGAUUCUGGUGAUUUUGAGGAUUCUGGUGAUUAUGAAGAUUCUGAUGGUUCUGAUUAUUCUGAUUUUUUUGACCGGUGCGACUGAUGAUCUCUGUGAAGUAGAAAAUGGUCUCAGUGUCCUGCUGAUCCUCAGAGGUUGA